Kwoniella botswanensis is the source of this 501-nucleotide messenger RNA. RefSeq lists its product as uncharacterized. The record is from RefSeq and is a predicted model, not a curated record. Lineage: Eukaryota; Fungi; Basidiomycota; Tremellomycetes; Tremellales; Cryptococcaceae. Gene Ontology annotation, cellular component: Golgi apparatus. The transcript is spliced from 5 exons. Bases 1 to 501 code for a protein of 166 amino acids.
AUGGAAGUCUUAGGUCACGUCAACAAUCUCUCAGAGUACGCUCGUUCGCUCAAAGAUACCAGACUCUCGUCUUUGAGACACCCUGGAGAAUUCUUCGACUAUCAACGUGUCUCUCGACCUAAGGAUAUGCAAGAGUACCUCAAGAGGGCGAGCUAUAACGUACGAUACUUCUCAGCCAACUACGCGAUCGUCGUAGCUCUCUUAGCUGUCUACAGCCUAAUCUCCAACCCACUCUUAUUGGUAGCAUUGGGUUUCUUGAUCGGUGGUUUCUUGUCUAUCAACAGAUUCGUACCCGAACCUAUCGAAUUCAACGGUAAGGUCGUCACUCCUCAAAAUCUAUACAUCGGUCUUUUCGUCAUUGGUAUCCCCCUCCUCUGGCUCGCUGCUCCCAUAUCCACGUUCUUCUGGCUGGUGGGUAGCUCAGGAUGCCUUAUUGGCGCUCAUGCUGGAUUGCUCGAACCGGGAGUGGAAUCUGAAUACGAAGGACUCGAGACUGUAUAA